Musa acuminata subsp. malaccensis (wild Malaysian banana) is the source of this 1103-nucleotide messenger RNA. Its product is annotated as ethylene-responsive transcription factor 5. The record is from RefSeq and is a predicted model, not a curated record. Gene Ontology annotation, biological process: ethylene-activated signaling pathway; regulation of DNA-templated transcription. Lineage: Eukaryota; Viridiplantae; Streptophyta; Magnoliopsida; Zingiberales; Musaceae. Gene Ontology annotation, molecular function: DNA-binding transcription factor activity; DNA binding.
AUGAGACCGAGCAACGACCCCUGCCACUCCGAAUCCACGGAUGGACUCCCGCCGUGCGGCUUCGAGGAAGCACCAUGGCCUUGUCUUGGCGCUCUAUAAGUAACGACGACGACUGCUCUUCCACCCACCUAUCUUCCACCGCCAUCACCAGCCUCUCGCUCGUCUUCUCAUCCUCUAUCCGACUCAUGGCGACGUCGAAUGGCCGCGGCAGGGACCCCACCAUCGACCUCAUCCGCGACCACCUCCUCGCCGACCUCCCGCCCACUCCCCCGUCAUCCGUCCUGCCCCCGCCGAUCCCCUUCGCCCGACCUUCCCUCACCGUCGCCCUCCCCCUUGCGCGCCCGCUCGACUGGGCUGAUGUGCCGCCCACGGCGAACCGGGGCGACGGGAGGCGGUACCGCGGGGUCCGGCGGCGGCCGUGGGGCAAGUUCGCGGCGGAGAUCCGCGAUCCCAACCGUCGGGGGUCCAGGGUCUGGCUCGGGACCUUCGACACCGCCGUGGACGCCGCCCGGGCGUACGACCGCGCCGCCUACCGGAUUCGCGGCCGCAAGGCCAUCCUCAACUUCCCCAACGAGGUCGGGUGCUCCGGCCGCUGGGCCACCGCUCCUCCUGCGCCGCCUGAGGCCGGAAAGAGAAAGAGAGAGGCGGCGGUACCGGCGAGAGGGAUCAAGAAGGAGAGCUCGCUGGAGUCUGAGGUUGUGGAGCCAGGGUGCGUCCCCUUGUCGCCGUCGAGCUGGAGCAGCGUGUGGGACGGCGAGGAGGCGGACACGGAGGGGCUGUUCAACGUGCCGCCGCUGUCGCCGCUAUCUCCGCAUCCACCACUGGGGUUCGCGCAGCUCCUGGUGAUCUGAGAGUUGACCGGUCAAACGCUGCGAUGCUUCACGUUGCUUGGGAGCGGGAAAGAAGACGUACAAAGAAAGAGUAAUCAAAGGAGAACAAAACGAUACAUAGCAUGGUCUGACAAGGAUGUAAACAUAAGCAUGCUUGUCGAGGUAUCACGGCAGGUUACAUAGUGUUGUUGUUCUUGUGUACAUAAUCUACUACUGUAGCUUGGAGCAUACAUGAAAAAUGUUAGAUUCGAAUCCAUUAUUCAUUUUCCUAUA